Messenger RNA from Sinocyclocheilus grahami, 761 nucleotides. Its product is annotated as 39S ribosomal protein L9, mitochondrial-like. The coding region runs from base 183 to 746 and encodes 187 amino acids. The record is from RefSeq and is a predicted model, not a curated record. The transcript is spliced from 5 exons. Gene Ontology annotation, molecular function: structural constituent of ribosome. Gene Ontology annotation, biological process: translation. Gene Ontology annotation, cellular component: ribosome. Lineage: Eukaryota; Metazoa; Chordata; Actinopteri; Cypriniformes; Cyprinidae.
UUUAACAUCCCAUCCAUUGCUUUUCAUGUGGUUAUGGAGUGCAAUGAUAGUUUGUGACAGUUAGUGCGGAAAUACAUGUGAAUUUUGAUAGAUUUUUUAUGCUAUGCUACGGUUGGUGGCGAUGAUUCAUAUUUCCAAAUAAUUAAAUUCAUUCAUUUUCAACCGUAAAGUCUAUAUCAAUCAUGUGGGCGGUCGCAUCAUCAAGGUUUGUCCUUCAAAGCUGCUGGAAUCUUACAAAUCUGAAAUCAUGCUGGAGUCGAAUACAGAAUCUGUCUCAAACAGCAUGCAAGAAUACAGCUAUUGUUGAACGCUGUUGGAAGGUUCCUUUAUCAAAAGAGGGAAAGCCACCCAGACUACAUCCCCGACGACACAGAGUGUACCGCUUGUUUGAGGACACAAAACACAAACCCCAGGACAAAAUGGAGCUCAUCCUCACCCAGACGGUGCCCAAGCUCGGUGGACGAGGUGACACAGUUUUUGUGAAAAAACCACUGGGCCGCAACAAACUGCUACCCCAAGGUCUGGCUGUCUAUCCUUCACAGGAGAAUAAAGGCAUGUUUGCAGAGGAAAUAAGGCUUCUUCGGGAGGGACGGCCAGAGGACAGAGUCCAGACCCGAACAGGACAGCUAACUGUUGAAUUCCUGAAGAAAACUCAGCUUGAAGUUGCCAUGCACACUUCAAUUCAGUACUCGCUCACUAAAGAGAUUGUUUGCAGACAAUUUCUUAGACUGGUAAGGGAAGUAUAAAUUCUGUCAACUCAG